AUGCACACAAAAGACAGACCCUAUGAAUGCUUCACUCAGAGCACAGUCCUUAUUAUGCAUCAGAAAAUACAUAGAGGAGAGAAACCCUAUCAAUGCUAUGAGUGUGGGGAAAGCUUCACUAACAGCUCAGGACUUAUAAUCCAUCAGAGAAUCUACACAGAUGAGAAACCCUAUCAAUGCAGUGACUGUGGGAAAAGGUUCUCUCGGCGCUCAGUGCUUAUUAUCCACCAGAGAAUCCACUCAGGUGAGAAACUCUAUCAAUGCUGUAAGUGUGGGAAAAGCUUCACUAACAGCUCAACGCUUAUUACUCAUCAGAGAAUACACACAGGUGAGAAACCCUAUCUAUGCUGUGAAAGUGGGAAAAGCUUCACUCGGAGCUCACACCUUGCUAUACAUCAGAAAAUCCACAUGAAAGAGAGACCCUAUGAAUGCAGUGAGUGUGGGAAAAGCUUCACUCACAACUCAAAACUUAUUGUACAUCAGAGACUCCACACAGGUGAGAGACCCUAUGAAUGCAGUGACUGUGGGAAACGGUUCACUCAGCACUCAGUCCUUAUUAAGCAUCAGAGAAUCCACACAGGAGAGAGGCCCUAUAAAUGUGGUGAGUGUGGGAAAAGUUUCACUCAGCAUUCACACCUUACUACACAUCAGAAAAUACACUGAGGAGAGAGACCCUAUGAAUGUGGUGAGUUUGGGGAAAGGUUCACUCAGCGCUCAGACCUUACUACGCAUCAGAGAAUCCACACAGGAGAGAGGCCCUAUAAAUGUGGUGAGUGUGGGAAAAGUUUCACUCACAACUCAAACCUUAUUGUACAUCAGAGAAUCCACACAGGUGAGAGACCCUAUAAUGCAGUGACUGUGGGAAAAGGUUCACUCAGCGCUCAGUCCUUAGUGCACAUCAGAGAAUCCACACAGGAGAGAGACCCUAUGAAUGCUGUGUGCCGCAAAAAUGUCUAG
Molecule: messenger RNA, 957 nt
Organism: Emys orbicularis (European pond turtle)
Lineage: Eukaryota; Metazoa; Chordata; Testudines; Emydidae
Product: zinc finger protein ZFP2-like
Exons: 3
Biological process (GO): regulation of transcription by RNA polymerase II
Cellular component (GO): nucleus
Molecular function (GO): RNA polymerase II cis-regulatory region sequence-specific DNA binding; DNA-binding transcription factor activity, RNA polymerase II-specific
Source: RefSeq, a predicted model, not a curated record